This is a messenger RNA of Planococcus citri (citrus mealybug), 2235 nucleotides long. RefSeq names its product sodium/nucleoside cotransporter 2-like. Lineage: Eukaryota; Metazoa; Arthropoda; Insecta; Hemiptera; Pseudococcidae. The coding region runs from base 330 to 2147 and encodes 605 amino acids. Gene Ontology annotation, biological process: nucleoside transmembrane transport. Gene Ontology annotation, cellular component: plasma membrane. The transcript is spliced from 14 exons. Gene Ontology annotation, molecular function: nucleoside:sodium symporter activity. The record is from RefSeq and is a predicted model, not a curated record.
AAAAACCUAGCUGAUAACUUCAUUCGACUCUCGACCGACAACACAACUACAGCGUGCUUUAAAACAAAUCGAGGAUACUACGACAAGUUUUAAAAGAAAAAAAUUGUAAAUAUCGUCAAGUUCAAUCCCUAUACAGUCAUGUUGCUUCUAUUGCUUGCGUGAUUUAAGAAGAAACGUGCAUACGAAAACACGUUGUCGAGUGUUGACUACCGUGCUAAGUUUAGUUGCCUAUUAAAAAUUUCAAGUAAGUUGAGUAAAUUUCAACAACCGUUUCGUGUGUGUUUAGUGAACCCGGCAAGUCUUCGAGUAGUGAUACCAAUGCUAUCAUAAUGCCAAGUACAGGACAAGAUAACCCAGCUUUAGCUCUGGAAGAAAAAAAUGUUCAAUUGACACCGAAUCUUAAUAGGAUUGAAAGCCGAGUAACUAUUAAGGAAGACCUUGAAAAAAAUGAAAUCAAAGACGAAGAAAACUACAUCUAUUUCAUAGUAAAAACAGUCAACGAUAAAUUAAACGAGAAUCCGACGGUGAAAAACUUAUGCAUCAGAGGUCUUGCUCAUGGUGUUGUUUUAUCUUACAUCACGACAGCAAUAAUUCAUUGGAAAAAUCAAGGUUCAAAACCGUUAACGUUGAACGAUGGAUUGGGAUUACUAAUUUUACUUCUAUCACUGGUGUAUUCUGUGAUGAUUUAUUUCAAAGUACUGAAGCCUUUGUAUCAAAGUUAUUUCGGGUCAUCAACCAAAAAAUAUGAACUUUUAUUCUCCUUAUUAUGCAGUUGCAUGGGAAAAUUAUUCUACACCUUACCACCAAUUUUAUUUGCCGUUUUUUUGGCCUACGAUACCGCCAAUGACAGAAGAAGACUGAUUUCACUACUUGGAGUCGGUAGCAUAAUAUUUUUCGGAUUCCUCCUAUCGAAAUAUCCAUCAAGAGUUAACUGGAGCAUAAUUUACAAAGGAAUACUACUUCAAGUAAUCAUGGCAUUGCUCACCAUACGAUGGUCAGUGGGACGAGAAAUUUUGAUAAUAAUUGGAAACAAAAUUGAGAAAUUUUUAUCCUACAGUUAUAUAGGAGCUGCAUUCAUUUAUAGUGAUAAUUUAGUUUACACUCAGGCCAUAUUUGCUUUCCAGAGCAUGUCGGUCAUAUUUUUCGUAAAUUUCAUAAUUGAAAUUUUAUUUUAUUACGAAGUACUUCAAAGAAUGUUCCAGAAACUAGGCUGGGUUUUACAAAAGGCUAUAGGGACCACGGUUAUAGAAUCGAUUAAUUGCUGCGUAAGCGUUUUCCUCGGUUUGAAUGAAGCAUUACUGGUAAUCAAACUUUACAUUCACGAAUUAACUCAAUCCGAGCUACAAGCCGUACUUCUCGGAGCUUUAUCCACCGUUGCAGGCUCGGUAUUCGCUGCUUACGCAUCAUUCGGCGUGAACCCGGGAUAUUUGGUGACAGCUUCGCUGAUGUCUGCUCCUGCUGCUUUAAGUUUAUCUAAACUUCUAUACCCGGAAACAGAAGUAUCUAAAACUACUGCAGAAACGAUUAAAAUUGAUAGCAGUUAUAAGGAGAAAUACGAAGGAGUCAUAUCAGCAGGCUGUGAAGGAGCUUUAUCUGCAGUAAAUAUAGUGCAAAACAUAAUAGCCAGUUUAAUCGCACUCAUAUCGUUAGUGGCAUUUGGCAAUGGUAUUUUAUCUUGGUUAGGAGAAAUGAUAGGUUACGAUAAUUUAACAAUUGAAUCGAUCUUGGCCAAAGCUUUCAUUCCAGUAGCUUACCUCAUAGGAAUAGACCCCGACCAAUGUGAAUUGGUAGGUGAAUUAAUAGCUACUAAAGCAAUCCUUAACGAAUUCGUCGCGUAUAAAAAAUUGGGAACGUUUAAAAAAAAUAAUUUGCUGUCGCGAAGGUCAGAAGCUAUAGCGACCUACGCACUAUGUUCAUUUUCGAACCCAGGUUCUGUAGCAUGCAUGUUAGCUAUGGUAUCAACCUUAUGUCAUCAGCAACUUGAAAAUGCGAGCAAAUUAGCUUUUCGAGCUUACAUAGGUGGUAUCGUUACCUGUUUCAUUACCGCAAGUAUAGCAGGUUUAUUAUUACCACCGGGGGCAGAAAAUAUGGAUCAAAUGGUUUCAGUUUUCAAUGCAACCAUAAUGCCAAACACAACCCUGAUAUGAAAAUGGUUUACAAUUCAGUAUCUGUGUAGUUCCCUUCCCAAUUUUUUAUACCUAAUUUUUAAAAAUAUAUUUUUUUAAUUUUUUUUAA